AACACCUAUUACCAUGGCAACAAUUAUUCAAUUCCUCAAACUUUCAAGUCAAUUAUGUAACAAAUUUAUAUAUAGUUUUUUUAAAUUAACCCCUUUAUUUAAUUGCCCACAUUUAAUUUAUUUUCUACUUUUAUUCCUCUCAAAUUAUAUUAAGACAUCAUAAUGUCUAUACAAGAACAACAACUCCACAUAGUGUUCCUACCCUACAUGGCACCAGGCCAUAUGAUGCCAAUGAUGGACAUAGCUAGGGCGUUUGCCACCCUAGGCAACACCAAAGCCACCAUCAUAACCACCCCGACAAACGCCUCGCGUUUUGCAACCACCACCACUAGAGACACCGACAACUCCGGUAGCCGGAAAAUCACAUUCCUUACAAUUUCCCUCCCAUUGAAGGAAGUAGGCCUCCCCGAAGGUUGUGAAAACCUCGUGUCAGUGUCGACACGCGAGACGACGUUCAAGCUCAUUCGAGCAAUCGACAUGUUGCAACCGAAGUUAGAGACAAUACUGUUUGACACCAGACCAGACUGCAUCGUGUCUGACUACCUUUACCCUUGGACCGUCGAAGUCGCCGCCAGCCUCGGGAUCCCGAGGCUGGCGUUUAGUGGAAGUAGUUUUUUUAAUAACUGUGUUAGUUACAACCUCGAACGGUAUCGGGUUCGACCCGAUCGGGUCGACGACCCGUUCACGGUUCCGAAUUUACCCGACGAGGUUAUAUUGACACGGUCACAACUUCAAGACCAUGGAAAGACGAAAACGAACUUUAACGAGUUGUUCGAGAGGCUAAAGAAAGCAGAGAGGGGCAGUUUUGGAGUAAUCAUGAAUAGUUUUUACGGGUUAGAGUCUAAUUAUGUAGAUUAUUUUAGAAAUGGGGUAGGAAUUAAGUCAUGGGGUAUUGGACCGUUAUUUAUGUUAAAUAGACAUACUUUGGAAGAUAAACUCGAACGAGGGGACAAGAGUUCGAUCUUUGAUCUAGACAAAUGCUUACAUUGGCUCGAUUCGAAGACGGCCAAUUCGGUCCUUUACAUCUGUUUUGGGAGCUUAAGUCGUUUUACUAAGGCUCAACUUAGUGAAAUGGCUAGUGCUUUUAUGGAUUCUGGGUGUUAUUUUAUCUGGGUGUUAGGUAAAGUUAUGAAAUCUCAUAAUAAUAAUAAUAAUAAUAAUAAUAAUAAUAAUAAUAAUGAUCAAGAAAGUGAUGACGAGGAAGAACAAGAAGAAGAAUAUUGGUUGCCAGAUUGGUUUGAAGGAAAUAAUAAUGAUGAACGAGGGCUCGUGAUCAAAGGGUGGGCCCCACAACUGUUAAUCCUCGAGCACAGAGCCAUAGGAGGAUUUUUGACGCAUUGUGGGUGGAACUCGGUGCUAGAAGGGGUGUGUGCAGGGGUACCAUUGAUUACUUGGCCGUUAUUUGCUGAUCAAUUCUACAAUGAGAAACUUGUGACACAAGUAAUUAAGAUUGGAGUUGAGGUUGGGAACAUGGUGUGGAAAACGUGGGCGGUUGACGAGACGGAGGUGGUGGAGAAGAGGAAGAUAAUGGAAGCCAUUAAAAGGGUUAUGGGAGGAGGAGAAGAGGGGGAAGAACUUAGGAGGAAGGUUAAGAAGUUUAGUGGGUUAGCUAAAAAAGCUGUUGAACAAGGGGGGUCGUCAUAUAAUGAUUUUAAUGACCUACUAAAGGCAAUUAACAUGCACAAAUAUGAUAAAAUAAUGUUAAAAGAAUAGAGUUUAAUUUAUAGAUACCAGUUUAGUUGAUUCAAGAACUAGCUAGAAAACACCCUACAUACUUUUUAGGAUGCAAAGUGGUAAUUGUUUUUAUUAUAACAAUUAUGUCUUUAUGUAAAUCUAUGGUUUUUACAUGUCGAUUUUAUCUUAGA
Molecule: messenger RNA, 1865 nt
Organism: Spinacia oleracea (spinach)
Lineage: Eukaryota; Viridiplantae; Streptophyta; Magnoliopsida; Caryophyllales; Amaranthaceae
Product: scopoletin glucosyltransferase-like
Exons: 1
Coding region: 163-1713 (516 amino acids)
Molecular function (GO): UDP-glucosyltransferase activity
Source: RefSeq, a predicted model, not a curated record